This is a messenger RNA of Plasmopara halstedii, 570 nucleotides long. Its product is annotated as retrotransposon ty1-copia subclass. The record is from RefSeq and is a predicted model, not a curated record. NCBI's taxonomy places the organism in Eukaryota, Oomycota, Peronosporomycetes, Peronosporales, Peronosporaceae. The coding region runs from base 1 to 570 and encodes 189 amino acids. The transcript has 2 exons.
AUGCUACUGCUGAACGAUGGCUCCGCGAAUUACGAAGCGGCGAUUGUGGAAUCGACGAAUAACGACGAGCACCAUGGGACCGACAGUGGUCCUGAUAACGACGACCAAAUCUGGCCACCAUCGCCUACGCGACCGAGCAUUGAUGAAGAUGGACUGCUCGCUGAGGCAGUGCUGGCAUAUGCUGCUAGUGUCGGCGAGGCUGACGAUGCACCAACGACGUAUCAGCAAGCCAUGGAUGGCGACGAUGCGGCGGAGUGGAUGGGUGUUCGCCAAGAAGCGGAACGAGCUUGGGCAAGUGGUUCGGUACAAGGCUCGGCUCGUGGCGAAGAGUUUCAAGCAAAAGUUCGGCGUAGACUUUUUCGAACCUACUCACCGGUGGCCAACAUGAACUCGAUUCGUGUAGUGUUGGCGGCUACGAUAAAGAAGAAGUACGUGACGGAGCAGUUGGAUGCGGACACGGCCAUCCUCAACAGCGACCUCAAGGAACGCGUGUACACGGAGGUGCCGUAUGGCAUUGAAGACGCCGAAGGCUACAUGUGCAGACUCGACAAGGCGAUCUACGGAUUGUAG